Messenger RNA from Pan troglodytes (chimpanzee), 5185 nucleotides. It is a transcript of the gene POLDIP3, whose product is annotated as DNA polymerase delta interacting protein 3. The coding region runs from base 1847 to 3112 and encodes 421 amino acids. The transcript is spliced from 11 exons. Gene Ontology annotation, molecular function: mRNA binding. The record is from RefSeq and is a predicted model, not a curated record. Gene Ontology annotation, cellular component: nuclear speck; nucleus. Lineage: Eukaryota; Metazoa; Chordata; Mammalia; Primates; Hominidae. Gene Ontology annotation, biological process: poly(A)+ mRNA export from nucleus.
UUUUUCUUUUUUUUUUUUUUUUUUUUGAGACGGAGUCUCCCUUUGUCACCCAGGCUGGAGUGGCAUGAUCUCAGCUCACUACAACCUCCACCUCUCGGGUUCAAGCGAUUCUCCUGCCUCAGCCUCCUGAGUAGCUGGGACUAAAAGUGCCCACCAUCACACCCAGCUAGUUUUUGUAUUUUCAAUAGAGACAGGGUUUUGCCAUGUUAGCCAGACUGGUCUUGAAUUCCUGACCUCAAGUGAUCCACUCACCUCGGCAUCCCAAAGUGCUGGGAUUACAGGCGUGAGCCACUGCGCCGGGCUCCAGCAUUUAUUUUUGAUGUAUCUUUAUGGUAGAAAAUUUGGAAAGUGCAGAGAAGUAUACACAGGAAGAAAAAUUCCCAACCCCCAGAGGCAAACCAGCUGAAACCACGCAACCCCAGUCACCCCAAUGCACCGUGAGGCUGCUGCCUCCUGUCAGGGUCAGAUGACCCUCGAGGCUCAGGAAAGUCAGAGGAUGCCAUCUGCAUGGUGGUGAAUUACAGAGGUGAUGAGGCAAGGCGGGUGUGGGGCUGUUCUUAAAAUGGGGCAGCAGGACGGCCCCAAGGAGAUGGAUUUGGGCUGGGACGGGAAGAGAGAGCGGGCCCUGCUGGGGUGGGUGGUUGUUCAAAUGGUGGAAACAGCAGACGCAAAGGCCCUGCCGUUGGGACCAGCUUGUGGAAUAAACUUUCAGAAACAGAUCAAAGAAGGUAGGUGGCUGGAAGGGGCAGCAACGAUGAGGCUGGAGAGGGAGGCGGGGCUAGGCUGGUGCUCGGGCGACUUGCUGGGUGGCCCUAGGAGCACAGUGAGGCCAGUGUGGCUGGAGGGGAGUGGGGAAGAAGAGGGGACGGGGCAGGUUCACAGGAAGGAGGGCCCAAGACCAACCUCGGGGACCAGGAGAGCCCUGUCUCCUCUCACUUCGCAUUUUCCAUUCUGUCUCUGGCCACCUCACUACCUACAGUGGCAGGAAAAGGAAUCUCAGACCCAAGAUAGCCUUCACACUGUGGCGGGGGACUGCUAGCGAUGGACACGCGUUAGGUUUCAUCCUCAUUUCUGUCCCUGUCUGAGGCUGAAAGGCACAGGAUUUGAACACAGGCCUGCCUGAGCCCACAAGAGGCUGCCUCCGGGACCUGGGAAAAGGGGAUCAAUUGGACCUGAUUCCCACCCUCUCCAGUAGAGACGGGGUUUCUCCGUGUUGGCCAGGCUGGUCUCGACCUCCUGACUUCAGGUGAUCCACCCGCCUCAGCCUCCCAAAGUGCUGAGAUUACAGACAUGAGCCACCGCUCCUGGCCUCUUACCCAGUUUCUACACGGAGCUCCUGAUGCCUGAUGGCCAAGAGGACAUAACCCCACCCGUUCUAAGGGCAUGGAGUGUAUUUUUAGAGUGAUUGGACAAAAUAUGUGCCGAACACCUACCUCAGGCCUGGCGCAUGCUGGAGGCUGGGGUUAUAUCAAUGCAAAAGCCAUUCCCUGUAUUUAACACGUAAAUGAAUUAGUCUUUUUAACUCUCCUAUAAAGUAUUUGCUCCAUUUUACAUAUUAAACGCUGUCAGAACUGAGCUGCUGUGUGAGGCCGGGGCCGGACUUAUCUUUCUGAAGCACAGAGAAGCGGUUAUACGGGGAAGUUUGGGAGAACUGGAUGAGCAGCCAGCCCCGCGAAGGCUCACGGGGAACGUCCCCGCCCCUUCCGGUUCUUGCCUGCUUUGAGCUGGCUGUCGCGAGAGUUGGUCCGCGGACGCCGGAAGUAGUUCGUCGCUCCCUAGCGGCCGAAGGGGCGGACUCGCGGGCUGGGGGUGUCUCGACUGCUUUCGGCUUGCUCGGCGGAGCAAGAUGGCGGACAUCUCCCUGGACGAACUCAUCAGGAAGCGCGGGGCGGCGGCGAAAGGACGGCUUAAUGCCAGACCGGGAGUUGGAGGUGUCCGAUCUCGAGUUGGGAUCCAGCAAGGCCUUCUCAGCCAGUCAACACGCACAGCCACCUUCCAACAGAGAUUUGAUGCCCGGCAGAAGAUUGGCCUCUCAGAUGCCCGGCUCAAACUGGGAGUCAAGGAUGCCCGGGAGAAGCUUUUGCAGAAAGAUGCCCGAUUUCGAAUCAAAGGGAAAGUGCAGGAUGCCAGAGAGAUGUUGAACUCUCGCAAGCAGCAGACCACGGUGCCCCAGAAGCCCCGCCAGGUUGCUGAUGCCCGGGAGAAGAUCAGCUUGAAGAGGAGUUCCCCUGCUGCCUUCAUAAACCCACCCAUUGGGACAGUGACCCCUGCUCUGAAGCUCACCAAAACCAUCCAGGUUCCACAGCAGAAAGCCAUGGCACCACUUCAUCCCCAUCCUGCCGGAAUGAGAAUCAAUGUUGUCAAUAACCACCAGGCCAAACAGAAUUUAUAUGACCUGGAUGAAGAUGAUGAUGGUAUAGCUUCCGUUCCUACUAAACAGAUGAAGUUUGCAGCCUCAGGCGGCUUUCUCCACCACAUGGCUGGGCUAAGCAGUUCCAAGCUUUCCAUGUCCAAGGCCCUCCCUCUCACCAAAGUGGUUCAGAAUGAUGCAUACACAGCUCCUGCUCUCCCUUCCUCUAUUCGAACAAAAGCCUUGACCAACAUGUCCAGGACACUGGUGAACAAGGAAGAACCCCCCAAAGAGCUGCCAACUGCUGAGCCUGUUCUCAGCCCAUUGGAAGGCACCAAGAUGACUGUGAAUAAUCUGCACCCUCGAGUCACUGAGGAGGACAUUGUUGAGCUUUUCUGUGUGUGUGGGGCCCUCAAGCGAGCUCGACUGGUCCAUCCUGGGGUAGCGGAGGUGGUGUUUGUGAAAAAGGACGAUGCCAUCACCGCAUAUAAGAAGUACAACAACCGGUGUCUGGACGGGCAGCCGAUGAAGUGCAACCUUCACAUGAAUGGGAAUGUUAUCACCUCAGACCAGCCCAUCCUGCUGCGGCUGAGUGACAGCCCAUCAGUGAAAAAGGAGAGCGAGCUGCCUCGCAGGGUGAACUCUGCCUCCUCCUCCAACCCCCCUGCUGAAGUGGACCCUGACACCAUCCUGAAGGCACUCUUCAAGUCCUCAGGGGCCUCUGUGACCACGCAGCCCACAGAAUUCAAAAUCAAGCUUUGAGCAGGGGAGUGAGGCAGCCAGAAGUGGGGGCAGAGGAGGGUGGCUCUGUUUCCCCAAGGCAAAGCUUAUGACCAAUGGGCCAUCGGACUGGAGACCCCUGAUUGUGGGAAGGGUUGCCAGGGAUAAAGAGCUUCCUCACUGGAUGGGACCCGCCUUUCUGUGUUGUGUUCUGCCCUGUGCUCUUCUCUCUACGUUAACGUUUCCUGUAGUAUGUUUCUUCUCCAUCUCAUCGCCAAGGUAGGCUUGUGUUUUUCAGUGUGUGCCUCCCCAAGCCUCAGCCCCAAGCUGAUUUCUUAUCUGGAAAUGGUACACUGAAUUCUCUGGGUGGCUUUCUUGUGGCCCCAUGGGAUGCAGCGUGGGGGCUGUCUGAAGGACCCUGCUUUUUCCAGUGGCCGAGGGGCUGCCUUUCCUUUGUGUGUAUUAAGCUUUUCAAACAAUGGAGGGGAUGAAAAGCCCUGGUGUCCUGACGGGAGCCAGGUCGGCCUGAGAGCUGUGCCGCUCCUCUGUCUUGUCAGUGGAGGUGCCUGGGUGGGGAGCAGGUCUCAGGCCUCUUGUCCUCUCCCCAGUGGCUCCAGGCCUCACUAGUGGCAAGGGCAGGAUGAGGCUGCACCACUGGGAAGAGUCUAUCUAAGCUCUUGGCUUGGAGUCCCGUGUCGUCUCUGCCCAGAGGAAGUUCUCCAGAGUUCACCUUUCCCUUUUCCUUGAGUUGUGCUGAAUGCCCCACCCCAGCUCUCUUUCCCUUCUGGGUGUCUCUGCUGGGAGGGGGCUGUGUUGUGAGCCCUCCCGGUUCUCACCUCGCCUGGCACUUAACCACACCCUGGUUUUGUGUAGCCGCCAGCUCUCUUCUGUUUGUGCCUUUGAAAGGCUCAGCCUCCCAUUGUGCAGUGCUUGGGUUUGGAGCUUAUUUGAAUGGAAGAGGUCAGUUUGUUCCUGGCUCUCCAUUUCUGGCCUCAGUUGUCUACAAGACAGUGGUCAGGGAUGCCUGGAGGCAUAUAUCCAGCUGCCACCAAGGGGCACUGUUUGUUCCCACUUAUGUGAGUGACCCAUCCAUCCAUGACCAGAGGAUUAUUUUCCUGCCUUGGCAGAGGAGGAGGAGUCAAGGGAGCAGGGCAGCUCUGCCAGGCAAGGUGUUUCCCCAGCAUAGGCGCAGGCAGCUGGGACAAAACUUCAGAGCCCAGGCAGUCCCUGAAUGACCAGGCCAGUGUUGUCACUGAGUGGUCCCCUGCUGGUUGGGAGUGAAGAGAAUCCAGGCUGGCAGAGCUGGAGCCAGUUGGGGAGCACGGUUCUGGGAGCUCUGCAAAAUCAGUAGCAAGUGCUGGGAAAGGCGCAUGCUGAAGAUACUCAAGAGCUCCCAAGAUUUGCUUGAGGCUAGCCCAGUGAAGACAAACCAGAGACUCAUGUUUCCAGGGGUCAGUCUGUCAGGCAGGAAGGACCCAGGGUUUGAACCCAGCUUCAGUGUGCAGGCUCUGAGGCUGCCCAGGACGGGAAAGUCCAAGGAAGGGGCCUGGUGGUGCUCCACUUGCAGUUCUUUGAAGAAUGCUGCUUUUUAUUCUCCUAACCCUUUCAAGUGGGUGCAGACUUCUCGUUAGCAGCUGGAAGACAUUCCUCCCACACUUUACCCUUCCUGGCCCAAGAGAGCAUCCAGAAGGCAGUAGGACCUGGUUUUUCAGGUACUGGGAGCAGGGGGCUCACUGCUUGCACUCUGCUUAGGGUAGGGAUGGUAAAUAUCCUGCCUGCAUGGCUUUACCCUCCCUCUCAUCCCAAAGCAGGUAUCUUCUGGUUGUCACAGAGUUUCAUUGAGUCCAGCUGCAGCCACGUGGCCAUCUGGAGCUGGUGCUAUAGGUGACCAUCUGGUACAUUGAGGGGACCUGUUUGCCUCCUCCGCUCUAUAAGCAGUCAUCUUGGGAGACCGGGAGGAGAAGGUGGUGGGCUAGUCCUGUGUCCUCCUCCAUUUCCCAUGCCUCUAUGUUACCCAUCUGUGUCUCCUGUGCAGAAGGACAGGAAGGGGCAUUAAGAGAUGAAGGGUGAUUAUGUAUUACUUAUCCAUUUCUGAAUAAACAUUUGUUAUUCCUA